UCGGUCGACGCCCCUCUUUUGCGCUCCGCUGUGCCAACACACGUUUAUUCUUUCUUUUCUUUUAACAAACUUUUCAAAAAGUCAUCGUUGCUGAUAACAUCGCGUAUUUAAGAGAGCGUCGGGACUUGAAUGUCACAAAUUGAAAACAUGAGUGUCAUCCCGGAGAGCGAAGUUCCCGUGCAGAAGAAGAGCUUGCAUGUUCCGCAGCUGUCGGAAAUCACAGAUGUGCUCCAAAGUGGGUUGCCUUCUUAUUUUUCCGAGGUCCAAGUUAGGACGGUCGACUGCCCUGAUUUGACUCAGGAACCUUUCACCCUGGCAUGCGAAGGUUUAGGAGGAAAUGCCCGCUUGUUAGAUGUUGGUGGUCCCCCGUACCUGCUGCCGUUGGUCCAGAGGCAGAAACUCUACGACAUGAGCUACUUUGGCUCAUUGUCUGAAAUGCCCGGACGGUCCUUCAUAAUCGGAGCCGGCGCAGGUCCUUGGCCUUACUACAAUACAAAUUGCGAGAUGAUUGCUAAUCUGCUUGUCGAGUCAAAAGUGCCCACUGUCAAUCAGACCUGGACGGCCAGGGUGAGCACUGUUGAUGGCAGCUGCAUUGCAGCUCAAGUGCCAGCAAAUGAGUCGCGAAACGCUCUGCUGGGCAACUUUUACUGCUCUGAAGGUCUGCCUGGACAGGUGAUUGAAAUUGAAUGCAAAAACAGAAUUGGCGUUGAUGACUUCAUUGCAAGCAUCAGGAACGUUCUCAAAAAUAAAUAUGGAAAUCUUCCAGUUGGAAUGGGAGGUGUUUUUGUAAUGAAGGCUGGAAUGGCAAGACAGCACGUAAUGCCAGACUUUUCCACGGUUCCUCUCGAAACUGACGAUGAACUAAACAAUUGGUUGCGUUUUUAUGAAAUGUCUGCUCCACUUGUUGCUCUUGGCACGUUAAUUUCGACUGAUCCAAACAUGGAUCUGCGCGUCCAGCACUUCCACAGUUUCAGCAACCACGGUGAGGCUGGACACUAUCACAAUGACACGCAGCCAGAAAAUGCCCAUUACCUGGCAUACUUAGGGGUUGCCGAUUACAUCUACCGUUUGGACAGACCGCUGGUCACCCAUCAAGUUGGCAGGGAUUGAUCAAAAUAUCCUAGCUCAUUGAUUGUGCCUUUGCAAUAAUUAUAAUUAUGUUUAACUUUUUAUUUUGAAGAUUAUAUUUUUGUAUGCAUAAAAUACUAUAGAGAAUAUUUUGUGAUUUUUUUUUAUUUUUUAAUCUGGAAUUCAAUAAAAAUUAAAAUUAAAUAUAUUCACUACUGGA
Messenger RNA from Neocloeon triangulifer, 1288 nucleotides. RefSeq names its product ester hydrolase C11orf54-like. The record is from RefSeq and is a predicted model, not a curated record. Gene Ontology annotation, cellular component: nucleus. Gene Ontology annotation, molecular function: hydrolase activity, acting on ester bonds; zinc ion binding. Lineage: Eukaryota; Metazoa; Arthropoda; Insecta; Ephemeroptera; Baetidae. The coding region runs from base 130 to 1110 and encodes 326 amino acids. The transcript has 7 exons.